AUGGUCGCCAUCAACAACGCCUCCGCAGCCAUCCAGUGGAACAUCAUCCGCCGCCACUCGGCCAACCUCCACAAGCGCCGCGGAAUCCGCACGCCGUUCAGCACUGACCGUUUCAACUUGACCGGCAAGUACACCACUCGCUCGUCGGGCUUGGGAUCGGACGCCGCCGUCUCCGUCAGACUCACCGAGGACAACAAAGGCAUCGUUGUGGAGACCAAGAAGAAGAGCCAGGGCGCCCAACACCGCCCCGCCACCUCAACCGUCUCCGUCACCCACAAGGCCGGCGGACCCAAGGCCGUUCUGAAGGCUGUCCGCAACCACGUCAAGGGAUACGAACCAGCUCUGGCUCACAAGGCCCAGAAACGCGCCAGCCAGCUGCUCCGCUCGGUCCAAACCCGCAAAACCAAGAAGUCCCAGAAGACCGCCGCCUCGGCCUAA
Messenger RNA from Bursaphelenchus xylophilus (pine wood nematode), 438 nucleotides. NCBI's taxonomy places the organism in Eukaryota, Metazoa, Nematoda, Chromadorea, Rhabditida, Aphelenchoididae. The record is from the annotation of a GenBank genome assembly.